Pararge aegeria (speckled wood butterfly) is the source of this 1558-nucleotide messenger RNA. Its product is annotated as cytochrome P450 6k1-like. The transcript is spliced from 10 exons. The record is from RefSeq and is a predicted model, not a curated record. Gene Ontology annotation, molecular function: oxidoreductase activity, acting on paired donors, with incorporation or reduction of molecular oxygen; heme binding; iron ion binding. The coding region runs from base 65 to 1558 and encodes 497 amino acids. NCBI's taxonomy places the organism in Eukaryota, Metazoa, Arthropoda, Insecta, Lepidoptera, Nymphalidae.
CAACACACUAGUGCGUGGAAGUGGUUACGGAUAAGUUGGACACUUGCAGAUUUAGGAUUUUAUAAUGUUCUUCUACGUGCUGAUCACUAUUGCCACGUGCUCCGUGGCGUGCCUCUACCUCAAGUGGCUUAGAGUGAAGAGCUACUGGGCCGACCGAGGCGUGCCGUACCAGCCUCCCAACCCUAUCCUGGGAAGCCUUACAUUUCUGCAACGACAGAAUCCUGGCUUAUGGCUUCGGCAGCUGUACAAUUUCAAGAGUCCCUACGUAGGGAUGUGGCUGCUGUGGAGACCAGGCCUGGUCAUCAACUCGCCCGAGAUAGCCCGCAGGAUACUUGUUAAAGACUUCGGCAACUUCAGGAACAGAUACCUGAGUUCCGGUCAAUCAGAUCCUAUUGGAGGCCUCAAUUUGUUCACCGUAAAUGAUCCCAUUUGGUCGUCAAUGAGGAACCGUUUAAGCUCCGUGUUCACAUCGGCCAAGCUCAGGAUCCUGCAGGACUAUGUGGGGCUUAAGGCCAAGGAACUGGCGCAGAGGAUACACAACGAUAAAGACAACCCGAUUAAUCUCAAAGUAACGUAUGUGGACUUUACAACUGACGUUAUUGGCACAUCUGCAUUUGGAGUGGAGAGCAACUCAACUCUUACCGGCAAGGGCUCAAUGCGAGAAAUCACCCACGACUUCGGCAAGUUUGGCAUCAUGAGAGGCCUAUCAUGGUGCAGCAUAUUCUUCUUCCCGGAUUUUGUUGACUACUUCAGGUUUACAUUCUUUCCCAAAGAAUCGGAAGAUUAUUUGAAGAGAGUCUUUAGAAUGAUUGUCAAAAACAGAGAGGAGAACGCGACAGACCAAAAAGAAUCAAAAGAUUUACUCGAUGCUUUGAUCAAAAUAAAAAAAGAGAAGAUAGAGAAUAAUGAAGCUGUUUCUGAUGAUUUGUUAAUUGCACAAGCAGCUAUUUUCCUGCUCGGUGGGUUUGAAACCUCUGGAAGUGUGCUGUCUUUUAUAACUUACGAAAUGGCGUUUAACCCCGAGUUACAGGACAAAUUGUACCAGGAGCUCAAAGAAGCAAAAGAGCAGAUUGGAGACAAGGAUUUUGAUACACAAUUGCUUUCAGAGUUGACGUAUCUCAAUUGUUGUAUAAAAGAGGGACUUCGAAAAUAUAGCCCGAUGGGUUGGUUAGAUAGAAUUGCUAUGAUGGAUUAUCAGAUCGACGACAAAGUCACCAUCAAAGCUGGCACACCAGUUUAUGUGAACAGUAUUGGUAUGCAUUAUGAUCCAGAUUACUUCCCCGACCCGGAGAAGUUUGAGCCGGACAGAUUUUUGCCACAAAAUGAAAAGGACACGAAACCGUAUACGUACAUGCCUUUCGGACAUGGGCCGAGAAUCUGCAUAGGCCAACGCUUCGCUCAAAUGACAGUACGAUACGCGCUUUCGUCAGUAUUCCUCAACUUCAAGGUGUACCCCGUGCCGAAUAUGCCGAAACCGUCAGAUGUCAAGAUUGACAACCGCUGCUUACUGUAUCUGGCCGGGGAACCGCUUCUAGUUAAAUUUGUGCCGAGACAUUAG